Panthera uncia (snow leopard) is the source of this 1915-nucleotide messenger RNA. RefSeq names its product NOVA alternative splicing regulator 2 (gene NOVA2). Bases 83 to 1561 code for a protein of 492 amino acids. Lineage: Eukaryota; Metazoa; Chordata; Mammalia; Carnivora; Felidae. Gene Ontology annotation, molecular function: mRNA binding. The transcript has 4 exons. The record is from RefSeq and is a predicted model, not a curated record. Gene Ontology annotation, biological process: mRNA splicing, via spliceosome; regulation of alternative mRNA splicing, via spliceosome. Gene Ontology annotation, cellular component: cytoplasm; nucleus.
GCCGUCGCCGCCGCCACAGCAGCCGCCGCCGCCGCCGCCGCAGCCGCCGCAGCAGCAGCAGCCGCCGCCCCAGGCCCCCCCCAUGGAGCCCGAGGCCCCGGAUUCCCGCAAGAGGCCCCUCGAAACGCCCCCCGAGGUGGUCUGCACCAAGCGCAGCAACACGGGAGAGGAAGGCGAAUACUUCCUGAAGGUGCUGAUCCCCAGCUACGCAGCAGGCUCCAUCAUUGGCAAGGGCGGGCAGACCAUCGUACAGCUGCAGAAGGAGACAGGAGCUACCAUCAAGCUCUCUAAGUCCAAAGACUUCUAUCCGGGAACCACAGAGCGAGUAUGCCUGGUACAGGGCACAGCAGAGGCCUUGAAUGCUGUGCACAGCUUUAUUGCUGAGAAGGUCCGAGAAAUCCCACAAGCAAUGACCAAGCCUGAGGUGGUCAACAUCCUUCAACCCCAAACCACGAUGAACCCCGACAGAGCCAAGCAGGCCAAGCUGAUCGUCCCCAACAGCACCGCGGGCCUGAUCAUCGGCAAGGGGGGCGCGACAGUGAAAGCCGUGAUGGAACAGUCGGGUGCCUGGGUGCAGCUGUCCCAGAAGCCAGAGGGCAUCAACCUUCAGGAGCGCGUGGUGACAGUCAGCGGCGAACCGGAGCAGGUGCACAAGGCCGUGAGCGCCAUCGUGCAGAAGGUACAGGAAGACCCCCAGAGCAGCAGCUGCCUCAACAUCAGCUACGCCAACGUGGCUGGCCCCGUGGCCAACUCCAACCCCACCGGCUCACCGUACGCCAGCCCCGCUGAUGUGCUGCCCGCCGCCGCCGCCGCCUCGGCCGCCGCCGCCUCCGGCCUGCUGGGCCCCGCGGGGCUGGCGGGCGUGGGCGCCUUUCCGGCCGCCCUGCCCGCCUUCUCAGGCACCGACCUGCUGGCCAUCAGCACGGCGCUAAACACGCUGGCCAGUUACGGCUACAACACCAACUCCCUCGGCCUGGGCCUCAACUCGGCCGCAGCCUCCGGGGUCCUGGCCGCCGUGGCCGCCGGUGCCAACCCCGCCGCCGCCGCCGCGGCCAACCUCCUGGCGUCCUACGCGGGGGAGGCCGGGGCCGGGCCGGCCGGAGGGGCCGCCCCGCCUCCACCCCCGCCCCCCGGAGCCCUGGGGUCCUUCGCCUUGGCCGCAGCCGCCAACGGCUACCUCGGGGCCGGGGCGGGCGGCGGGGCGGGCGGCGGGGGCGGCCCGCUGGUGGCCGCCGCAGCUGCGGCAGGGGCCGCCGGGGGCUUCCUGACGGCCGAGAAGUUGGCGGCCGAGAGUGCCAAGGAGCUGGUGGAGAUUGCGGUGCCUGAGAACCUGGUGGGGGCCAUCCUGGGCAAAGGGGGCAAGACGUUGGUGGAGUACCAGGAGCUGACGGGCGCCCGCAUCCAGAUCUCCAAGAAGGGAGAGUUCCUGCCAGGCACGCGGAACCGGCGGGUCACCAUCACGGGCAGCCCUGCGGCCACGCAAGCCGCUCAAUACCUCAUCAGCCAGCGGGUCACCUACGAGCAGGGAGUGAGGGCCUCAAACCCCCAGAAAGUGGGAUGAGGCCUGUGGUGUCUGCUCCCACCCUCCUUCCUGUCCCUUCUCCUCCUCUUCCUUCUCCUCCCCCUCCCCCACACCCCCAACUCCUGACCUCAGCUCGGUGUAGUCCUGCUCCUCGUGGGAUGGGGCUGGGGUAGGCCUGACUGCACCCCCCCUUCUGGUAGUCAUAGGCAGGAUUGAGUGCUGGCUGGGGAUGGGGCCCAGAAGCUCCCUCCCCAGCCCUGAACUGACCCCUCCUUCCCUCCCUAUGCUUGACUGGGCCGGACCCUCCUCUCCCAGGGCCCAGGUCUGUGUGAUAUCUGUAUAUAUUGCAUUUUGUUGAUUUUAAUAGAAAACAAAGAGUUAUUUUCUCUUUCU